Molecule: messenger RNA, 950 nt
Organism: Catharus ustulatus (Swainson's thrush)
Lineage: Eukaryota; Metazoa; Chordata; Aves; Passeriformes; Turdidae
Gene: ATP5PB
Product: ATP synthase peripheral stalk-membrane subunit b
Exons: 7
Coding region: 108-866 (252 amino acids)
Biological process (GO): proton motive force-driven ATP synthesis
Molecular function (GO): proton transmembrane transporter activity
Source: RefSeq, a predicted model, not a curated record
CCCGCGGCGGCGGCGGUCACCGAGCGGGACAGCCCUGACCGGACAGCCGUGACCGGACAGCACUGACCGCACAGCCCUGACCGCUCCGCACAGCCCUGCCCGCUGCCAUGCUGUCCCGCCUCGUCCUGCGCGCCGCCCCCGCCGCGCUGAGGGCGCUGCCGCCGCCCGUCGCCGUGGGGGUGUUGCACACCACAAGACCACUACACACAACUCAGCAGAGUUUGGCUCCUGUGCCACCUCUGCCUGAGAAGGGAGGAGAAGUUCGUCAUGGUUUGAUCCCUGAAGAGUUUUUCCAGUUUCUCUACCCUAAAACAGGAGUUACAGGGCCCUACAUGCUGGGCACUGGCCUCCUGCUCUACUUCCUUUCCAAGGAGAUCUACGUGGUUAACCACGAGACAGCAGCAGCUGCCUGCAUACUCGGAGUCAUCAUUUAUGGCAUCAAGAAGUUCGGGGCUGAUGUCGCAGCUUUUGCUGACAAACUCAACGAGGAGAAACUGGCCUCAGCUCGGGCCAUGAAGAGCGAGUCCAUUGAGACGCUGCAGAAGGCCAUCGAGGAGGAGAAGAAGGAGCAGUGGAGGGCAGAGGGACGCAGUUACCUCUUCGAUGCCAAGCGGAACAACAUUGCCAUGCUGCUGGAAGCCAACUACCGGGAGCGGCUGCUGAUGGUGUACACCGAGGUGAAGAAGAGGCUGGACUACCAGGUGGCCAUGCAGAACCUGAAGAGGCAGAAGGAGCAGGACCACAUGAUCCAGUGGGUGGAGAAGAGCGUCAUUCAGAGCAUCACACCUCAGCAGCAGAAGGAAAGCAUUGCCAAGUGCAUCCUGGACCUGAAGGCGCUGUCCAAGAGCGCCCACGCAGCCGUGUGAGCAGCCUGAGCCACUGGCAUGUCCCAGUACCUCCUGUUGAAAACUGUAUGACUCUAAAAUAUCAUUAAAAAGACAAAAAAAGCC